GCGGUGGGGCGGGGGCGGGCGCCGUGACGGCUGCGGGCCGGCGGUGGCCUGGAGGGCUCAGUUCCGCCGUGGCCGCCUCCGCAGCAUGGUGGCUCCCGCGGCUCUGCCGGCCGCCGGCCUCCUCUACUGGGUGGGCGCGCUGGGCGCCGUCUAUGUGGCGGCGCGGGCUGCCUUCCGCCUGCUCUCCGGCCUCCGCGUGUGGGUGCUGGGCGGCGGCGGCGCCGCCGUGGGGCCGGCGCUGGGCGCCUGGGCAGUGGUCACAGGAUCUACUGAUGGAAUUGGAAAAGCCUAUGCAGAAGAGUUAGCAAGACGUGGAAUGAAGGUGGCUCUAAUCAGUAGGUCAAAAGAAAAACUAGACCAGGUUGCUAGUGAAAUAAAGGAGAAGUACAAAGUGGAAACAAAAGUUAUUGUGGCAGACUUUGGAGAGAGAGAAGAUACUUACAGUAGAAUCAAAGCGGGAUUGGAAGGCCUGGAGAUCGGCAUUUUAGUCAACAACGUGGGAGUUUCAUAUGCUUAUCCUGAAUAUUUUAUGGAUAUUCAAGACCUGGAUAACACAAUUGACAAAAUGAUUAACAUUAACAUCAUGUCUGUUUGUAAGAUGACACGAUUGGUGCUGCCCGGCAUGCUGGAAAGAUCAAAAGGAAUAAUCCUGAAUAUCGCCUCAGCUGCUGGGAUGCAUCCAACUCCACUGCUGACUCUUUAUUCUGCAACAAAGGCUUUUGUGGAUUACUUCUCCCGAGGCCUCCAUGCGGAAUACAAGAGCAAGGGCAUCAUUGUGCAGAGUGUUCUACCAUUCUAUGUGGCAACAAAAAUGUCUAAAAUCCGCAAGCCAACCUUCAGUGUGCCCAGUCCUGAAACAUAUGUAAGAGCUGCCUUAGGCACAGUAGGCCUGCAGACCCAGACCAAUGGAUGCCUACCCCAUGCACUCAUGGGCUGGCUCUUGUCUUCUCUACCUUCAUCUGCUCUCAUGAAUUUGCUCAUGAAAAAUAACAAAGAAAUACGUGAUCGUCAUUUGAAAAAAAUGAAGGAAAAGUAAGUUGCAGCCAACUUGAUCUUGGAAGUCUGGGACACCUGCAGGUUGCAUAUCCACACUUCAACAAAUAGACCUAAUGCAUUAAACAUUUUCAAUUGUAGGUGUAUUUUCUACUAAGGCAAAACAUGAUCCUGUUCUGAGGAUACAGAUAAAAUGGGAUUCUUGACUUCCAAUAUGGAUUUCAAAAUAGGCUUUAUUUGUUUAUAGAUAUGUUGAGGGGGGAGGUGCUUCGGACUAAAGUUGCACUGUGCUUUAAGAAAUACUUAGGUGGGCUUGAUCAGACAUUGCCUUUUUGAGGAACAGCUUGGUUAUGUAGCGUCCAACAAGUCUAUGCAUUAUGUGCGUGGUGAAGGGAAGAGCGAUAGUAGUUCUGUCUCUUACAUAUUGCUGGAGAGGUGGGAAGGAAUGGGAAGUGAGCACAUUUGUUUUAAAAGGCAGUCUGGCACUAUUCACAGAAUAUAACUUCUUUCUGGUUCAGGUUUAGGGCAUCUACUAUCAUUCUGCCUUGUCAGUGUUGCCCCCUGGUUACACGGUCUGGUCAAUGAAAGUGGCCCACCUUGGCUGGGUGGGGGGAGGAGAGCUCAGGGACAGCUUUUGGACUGUGUAGAGGUCAACCUGUCCAUAGAACAAAACUGCCCAUGUUUCAGGCUAGUAUGUCAAUUAAGUUGUUUUAAUUUAGAAAGGAUUCACCAAUUCAUGAAGUGAUCCUUAAUCUGAACGUUUUGGAAAUCUAUCCAUGGAGUUUACCCACUGUGUUGAAAUAGGUUCUUGCACCAAAACCUGAGUGAUCAUUUAGGUGAACUUCAACGGUCCAAUGUGACUUUUGGUUAUGAACUGAAGGGAAAAGGACCAAAAACCAUAAUGAGUGUAAUUCCACAUCUAUAAAUAUAUACAUAAAAUAAUAUUACUAAAAGUAUUUGCGUUCUUGGUUCUUGAAUGUGGAUUCUAACUUUGCAGUAAUAUGUAAUCUUUGACUUGUAGUAACAGUUUAGAAGUUCAGUGCCUGCUCUUUGUAGUAAAUGGUGAUGACACAAUGUAGAUAAAUGUUACAAGUUGUGUGCUACUUGUUGGUUGCUAUGUAAAAGAUUGGUACUUUAAAAGCAGAGCUUGAAAUGAGUAACUCUCCCUGUUAGCAAUGAUGGUUAAAUUCUUUCUGAAGUAUGUAUGAGUCUGUCUUCUGGUGAGGCCUUUUGAAAUGAGAAUCCUGAAUAUUUGAAAUAGCUCUGAAAAUACAAUAAUUAGUACCAAUAAACUUCUGCAAAUGCAGAAGAACUUCUUAUACCAGUCAACUUGCUGUAGGUGCUGUGGGCUUCUGAGUUGAGAAAACUGAAAUUGUUAGGAUGUAGAGUGACAUGGAUUUAACUGAGUUGUUUAAAACAACUGAUUUGUUUCAUAGCUCUAUUCCAAAACUGAGUGCUCCAGUAAGGUUGAAAUUAUCAACUCUGAGAGUUAGGGAUCAGAGUAUAUAUGAGAAGUCUGCACUGCUGUUUUCUGUAUUUACAUGCUCCUUCAAAUAGAGUUUUUGGUCUCUAGCAUUCCUUUUCAUGAAUGCAAAAGGUACUAAAACUUUCAAACCAAUUUAAAUUGCAAAUAGCCAACUGUGGUGACUGCUUUUGGUUAAAGACUGGAGGUGGUUUUCCAUACCUGGAAGAAAAAUUUCAAGCUCUGACUUUGAAGUUAAAUAUGUUGUACUGAGACAAGAUUUGAGGCUAACAUUUCUGUACAUUGAAAAUACAAGAAUACCGAUGCAAUGGUGCUGGUCAAAUGAGAGAUGCAGAUCCUAUCUCUUAGCUUGCUUAAUUUUUUGGAACGGGAAUGGUGAAGUCAGUUCUGUAAAAGCACAUUCCUUGGCUUGCUCUGGAGAUGACAUGGAAGCAUUGGACUAACCAAUCUGUAUGUUCUUUGCCUUUGUAAAACAGAAAUAAAUAAAAUGGGAUUUACUCUGAA
Dromaius novaehollandiae (emu) is the source of this 2980-nucleotide messenger RNA. RefSeq names its product hydroxysteroid 17-beta dehydrogenase 12 (gene HSD17B12). NCBI's taxonomy places the organism in Eukaryota, Metazoa, Chordata, Aves, Casuariiformes, Dromaiidae. Gene Ontology annotation, cellular component: endoplasmic reticulum. The record is from RefSeq and is a predicted model, not a curated record. Bases 86 to 1036 code for a protein of 316 amino acids. The transcript is spliced from 11 exons. Gene Ontology annotation, molecular function: oxidoreductase activity.